AUGCACCAAGUUCUACUUCCCUUUCCUGUUGUCAGCUGGCAGCGCCGGUCUCAGAUGCCUCUUUCUGUGCCUCACUGUACACCAGUAUGGAUUUUGUUCUUUACCACCAACCUGACUGGCAUCGCCUCUCUGAUCCUGCUGGGACUGGGAGAAUAUCUCAACAACGCAGCCCGAAGAACGUUUUCCAUUCUCGGACUCUUCACUUCCCAAGCAGCUGGCUCCCUCAGCAUCUUCUUCGCUGCUGAAGUCAUCCCCACUGUGAUCAGAGAGAAGGGUCUCAGCAUCACGCUGGCCUUGGCCUCUCUCGGAGGGCUAAGCGCCCCGCUGUUGCAGGUGCAAGAACAGCAUGGUUCCUUCCUCAAACACAUCAUCCUGGCCUCCCUCAACAUCCUGGCCCUGCUUUGCCUGCUCUUGCUGCCUGAGACCAAACGCAAACCCUUGCCCGAAGGCCUGCAGGACAGAGAACUUUAUCAGAGGCCUUAG
Molecule: messenger RNA, 483 nt
Organism: Pseudonaja textilis
Lineage: Eukaryota; Metazoa; Chordata; Lepidosauria; Squamata; Elapidae
Source: RefSeq, a predicted model, not a curated record